AAAACAGCUGGGAAGUGUUUGAAUUCAUAGUAGGUUGAACUGUGGGGUUUGUAGAAACAUGUUGUAAAAAUGGAUAAAAAGGUCGACGCCUCUGAGGGGACAAUUGACUGGGGAGGAAGAGGAGCAGAAGAGAGGGAGAUUGUGCACAAGAUCCAACCCUGUUUAAAGAACGUACACACCGGGCUUCCUAAUCCAGCCUCAGGUCAUAUGAAAUGCUCCCAGAUAACAGGAGACUAUCAGUACUUUCAUUAUGGCUGUGAUGGCUGUGAUGACAGAGGUUGGGGAUGUGGUUAUCGCACCAUUCAAACUAUGGCAUCCUGGCUUUGCCUUAACUGGAACCAACACAGGCCUGCACCAAGCCUCCCAGAGAUCCAGGAAGCCUUGGUUACAAUGGGGGACAAGCCAGGCUCCUUCUCAGGCUCCAAAGAGUGGAUCGGAACAUUUGAAGCCUCCCUGGUUCUUGAUUAUUUCUAUGACGUCCCCUGUAAGCUGGUGCAUGUGAGAGGUGGAGGGGUUGAGCUGGAGAAAGUUGCAGUGGAGGAGCUCCAUCAGCACUUUGAGAAGCAUGGAUCUCCAGUCAUGAUGGGAGGAGACAGGGACAACUCCUCUAAGGGGAUAUUCGGGGUGUGGACUGGGGACAAGGGGAGCUACCUGCUUGUGGUUGACCCUCACUACUAUGGAUGUCAGCUGGAGAAGGCGGAGCUGCAGAGACGAGGGUGGGUGGCUUGGAAACGAGUAUCAUCUCUGGAUCAGUCUUCGUUUUAUAAUCUGUGUAUGCCUCAGACUGCCAAAAAAGGAAUUUGACAGAUCAAUUUUUGUUUCAGGUCUCUAAAAUUAUUAGAGGGAAUUGUGGGAUUUUGUCAUUUAGAUACAAAAUGUCUUAAUGUCUGUGUUUUACAUUGUCAGAAUGUGUGUUUGAAAAGGAGCUGCAGUGCCAUCCUGUGGCUGAACUCAUUAAAGAACAGAAUCAUUGAAGUUA
Molecule: messenger RNA, 979 nt
Organism: Stegastes partitus (bicolor damselfish)
Lineage: Eukaryota; Metazoa; Chordata; Actinopteri; Pomacentridae
Gene: ufsp1
Product: UFM1-specific peptidase 1
Exons: 1
Coding region: 70-804 (244 amino acids)
Molecular function (GO): deUFMylase activity
Source: RefSeq, a predicted model, not a curated record